This is a messenger RNA of Uranotaenia lowii, 822 nucleotides long. It is a transcript of the gene PDCD-5, whose product is annotated as programmed cell death protein 5. Lineage: Eukaryota; Metazoa; Arthropoda; Insecta; Diptera; Culicidae. Gene Ontology annotation, molecular function: DNA binding. The transcript is spliced from 2 exons. Gene Ontology annotation, cellular component: nucleus; cytosol. The record is from RefSeq and is a predicted model, not a curated record. Bases 260 to 646 code for a protein of 128 amino acids.
AAUAAUAAUAAUUGAACGGAUUGUGUUGCGCUGAUUAGUUUUUAAUCAUUUUUUCGUGUUAAGAUCAAAACUUUAAAGGAUAACUUAUGUGUACACGAAAAUAAAAAAUAAUAAUCGUGUUUGACAGAUGAUCCAUCCUUGAAAAAAAAAAAGAAAAAAGUAAAACAAAAAUUUCGGAAGCACGCAAAUUAACUGGUGAUUCAGGAUCAAUUUUUUCAAAUUUCAUUAUUAAACCUAGCUAACCUUUGUGAACAAAAUCAUGGACGAUCCAGAGCUACAAGCUAUUCGCCAACAGCGACUCCAGCAAAUGCAGGGUGGAAAUGCCGACCAGCAGAAAGCGAAGGAAGAACAGAUGGCCGCCCAGGAGGAUAUGAAAAACUCGAUGCUGUCGCAGCUCCUAGAUCAGAAUGCUCGGGCCCGUUUGAACACCUUAAAACUGAGCAAACCCGACAAAGCUCAGAUGGUCGAGGGCAUGAUCAUCCGGAUGGCCCAGAUGGGUCAGAUCGGCGACAAACUGGACGAUGCCUCGCUGGUCAAGCUGCUGGAAAGUCUCAAUCAACAGAUGCCUCGCAGCAAUUCGACGGUCAAGUUUGACCGGCGAAGGGCUGCCCUCGAUUCGGACGACGACGAUGACUAUGGCAUAUGAAUCUAGGACCGCUUGGCUGGGAUUGUUGCUGUGUGGGCUAUUCGAAUUGAUAUUUUGCACACUCGCCGAGUGUCAGAAAAAAAAAUUGAACAGAUGUCUUGAAUGCUUGAGCUUCGCCGAUUGCUGAAUGCUAUUUUAAGGCCGGAAUAAAAUACAUUUAUAACAACACUUCCCUA